AUUGCGAUAUAGCAAAGCGCGUGGUGGAUAUGACCUCUGUUCGUUGUUUUGGAGAACCUUAUAAGGAAUGGUUUUUCUGGUUCGACCACUACGCUGUGAUGGAUGAAGAAAGCCUUCUUGAAUAUCUCUCAAGAGAACUCACAAGAAUAGAAGAAGAAGCACCAAAAAAUAUCACAAACGACGCUGUGUUGUACAAUGACACUGAUCCCGUUUAUGGAUCUUACGGUUCAGAAUAUAAUUUGUUUGUUUACUUGAAUUUAAUGAAUGCUAACGCACGAAAGUUUGCAUGCAUCUUAGUAGAUGAAACGUGUCCAAACUUGGCUGGUGAGGAAAUCUAUAUUUGUGCUACAGAGCAGGCAGCGCUUGAAAAUGGUGACAUAGUGUACGAGAUAGCAGGGGCUACGACUAAGGUCGCAACGACAACAAAGGCGGCUACGACUAGCGUCACCACGACAGCAAAGGCUACGACUAGCGCCGCAACAACAGCAAAAGCUACGACUAACGUCACGACAACUGUUACUUCCCUGAAGUCGGUCGCUACAUCAUCAACCCCUACAUUACCGAAGCACAUAACAGAGUGCGCAUCGGCACCAACUACACCAUCAUGUAUAACACAGUCGCCAAAGAGAGUCAGAAGAGAGGCAAAAGCUUCGCCUUUUGAGGAUUUUCUUAUGAAAAAACCAGCUCCAGCAAAAGGAGGAGGAAAAUCCCAUCGUAAGAAGACACUAACCGCUCACCGCACUCAUGCAGCCAAGACAGCAACUGGAGAAAACUGAACGCCGCUUGCUUUGGUACGGGACAUCCAGCGAUGUUUCCUUGUGUUUUUCUUUCUGCUGAUGACUUCGUAAUUUUCCUUUUUUGCCAAAAAUGACAUCGCUAAUUUUUGAAAAGAAAUUGUUUCAA
Messenger RNA from Cylicocyclus nassatus, 903 nucleotides. NCBI's taxonomy places the organism in Eukaryota, Metazoa, Nematoda, Chromadorea, Rhabditida, Strongylidae. The record is from the annotation of a GenBank genome assembly.